ACCACCACGACUUUGCUGCUGGCAUCUCGGCCACAAUGGAAAGGAAAAUAUUGAGUCAGGAGUGUGACAAGAUUUGAGACUGAGAGCAAGUUCACCAGACGCUGCCUUGCACACAUUGGUGAAGGAAACCAUGAGUGCCAAGAGUGUGGGGAAAAACUCCCUGGGAAGGCCGACCUCAACAAAUACACCCACACCCUCCGGUGGAGGACCUCAUGAAUGCCAUCACUGUGGCAAAAUUUUCCGUUACAAGAGUCGACUCAUCAGACACACCUUUUUACACACUGGUGAAAGACCUCAUGAAUGCCAUGAGUGUGGCAAAAGGUUCAGUUUAAAGGGUAACCUUAACAAACACACCCUUUCACACACUGGUGAAAGACCUCAUGAAUACCAUGAGUGUAGCAAAAGGUUCCCUGCGAAGAGUAGCUUAUACAGACACACUCGUGUACAUACUGAUGAAAACACUCCUGAAUGCCAUGACUGGCGAAAGGUUCAAUCAGAAGGAGGCCAGCUCUACACGGUCUCCACGUCCAGCCCAGCCGGGUCUCCACCCAGUCUCUACCACCUCCUAGAGCCCCUGCAACCCACUUAUACCAGUCUCCUUCAGUCCAGCCCACUUCUACCAGUCUCCUCCAGUCCAGCCCACUUCUACCAGUCUCUUCCAGCCCAGCCCACUUCUACCAGUCUCCUCCAGCCCAGCCCACUUCUACCAGUCUCCUCCAGCCCAGCCCACUUCUACCAGUCUCCUCCAGCCCAGCCCACUUCUACCAGCCUUCUCCAGUCCAGCCCACUUCUACCAGUCUCCUCCAGCCCAGCCCACUUCUACCAGCCUCCUCCAGUCCAGCCCACUUCUCCCAGUCUCCUCCAGCCCACCCCACUUCUCCCAGUCUCCUCCAGCCCCGUGACGCCCCUCCCGUAAGACUCGAGGGUUGCCCUGCUCCUGGGUUCCUGAGCUGCCUUGUCAAAGUCCAAAGACUCUCCAUGUUUGUGAGUUUUUUGUUUUUAUGUGUUUGUGUG
Eriocheir sinensis (Chinese mitten crab) is the source of this 1014-nucleotide messenger RNA. Its product is annotated as zinc finger protein 619-like. Gene Ontology annotation, molecular function: RNA polymerase II cis-regulatory region sequence-specific DNA binding; DNA-binding transcription factor activity. The coding region runs from base 131 to 916 and encodes 261 amino acids. NCBI's taxonomy places the organism in Eukaryota, Metazoa, Arthropoda, Malacostraca, Decapoda, Varunidae. Gene Ontology annotation, biological process: regulation of transcription by RNA polymerase II. The record is from RefSeq and is a predicted model, not a curated record. The transcript has 2 exons.